This is a messenger RNA of Pseudovirgaria hyperparasitica, 2084 nucleotides long. RefSeq lists its product as uncharacterized. Bases 161 to 1939 code for a protein of 592 amino acids. The transcript has 5 exons. The record is from RefSeq and is a predicted model, not a curated record. NCBI's taxonomy places the organism in Eukaryota, Fungi, Ascomycota, Dothideomycetes, Acrospermales, Acrospermaceae.
ACCUCUCUUGGUCUCUCUUGGACCGUCUUGGCUACACACACCAGAGUUCGUAUCGCUCUUGGCGUCAUUGCUGUUGUUGUUGUGAUAUUUUGGAUUACUCUGGCUGGAAACGGAAGUUGACAACACGUAGCGUACGAUUAGUUCAACACCAUUAGACACCAUGAACCCAUCAGACAGCUCCCGCAGCGGCAAGGAUCGUGCCGUCGACGUAACAGAUGAGGAUCACCACGGAAGGGUUGAAGAACUUGAGCCAGACAACACUGCUCGCUUCAUCACUCCCGAUACGGUUUCCACUUCCGCAAAUUCAGUCAUCGAAGACGUUGUUCCUGAUGCCAAUGGGGUUCAUUCUCAAGACCACUUAGCCAUAGUUGACGAGGCUCCGCUCGAGGUUGCCCCAACAAGCAUCCCCAAUGGCCCACCGACCUUGACGGCCUUGGACAAUCCGACCUGGGAGAACCCGCCGACUGUGGCUGAUUCUGAUGCAGCAGUACGUCGGCGUAUAAUGGAAGACAAUCAUCACGAUGCUCGUCAAGCCCUUGCGACGGCAAUCGAUGAGAAUCAGCGCUUGACAGAGCAACUGAGGGGUAGUACAUCGCCUCCCUCGAACAAUAACCCUCAUGUCAACUCAGUCUACACCGGAAGCACUCAGGAGGACCCAAUUGAAGAGACCUUUGACCCUCAACGCCUGACCCUCAUGGCAAGCUUGCAUGGAUUGGGCAGCUCCUCAAGUCCCGAGCCUACCACUCCUCGUCGUAGCAGCCGCUUUCGUCCGCUCAGAGAGAGUCAGCCGAGUCCUUCGAGACGCACCACCCUCAAUGAUGCUUCUAGCAUGCCCGUGCCCGGAGGAGACGGCUUCUUUGACGACAUUCCAUCCGCACAAGACAGGAAUAUGCAAGUACGUCAUGUCAACAUCCCAAUCGCGGCCUCGUCGGCUUUCACAGUACCACACAAGCGACACCCCGGCUCUUUCACCGGAAAAGAGAAUGUCCACACGGCUCAAGAGCCGCUCUACAAGUCCUUGCUUCGGGUGUGGUCUUCUUCUGGUAUUUCUAGUGUGCCUCACACGGUUUUCGAUGUCGUCCCAGAGCUGAAGGAUCACUUUCGCGAACUCACCGCCGCCGUGCUAUUCAAUACCGACCUCUCGCAAGAUGUUAUCUCUCUCGUUGAACUCUAUCCGAAGCGAGUCCACGCUGUGGUUUCUGAGAGCAAGUUGAUCAGCUCCGAUCUCAAGGUGGCCAGCUCCAGUCUGAAGGAGGCUCAGUCCAAGAUGGCCCAGAUGCAAGCCAAUCACGCCAGACAACUCGCCGACAUGAAGGAACAGCACAGGCAAGCCAUGAUCGCGUGCGAUGAUCGCCAGAAGGCAGAAGUCAUGGAGCAGACAGCAGAACUCCGCUUGAACAAACAAAUCGCAGAGGACGAAAGCAUGUACCGCGGCGAUCUCGUAAACACGUGCAUCCACAUUGGCAGAACUCACAACAUGCUCCUCGAGCACCUCUGCGGUCCCGUCGCUUCGCCUGCCCAGAUCAACAAGCUCAAGGCCAUGCUCGCAGAGGCCGGCGCGCCCCCCGCGUCCAUUACCGAAGCAACGACGAAUCCGUCGUUUGCACCUGCCGUCCUGGCACUCGUCUCCCUCCUCGAGCCACACGUGGCCGACAAGGCUCUCUUCAGCAGCGUCGUCGAGCGCAUCGUCGACGCGGACAACGACAACAUUGAGCACGCCGUCCGCGAGUCCUAUGUUAAGAUGCAUGCAGCGCUCGUUAGGCUACAUGCUGCUUGGCUCGCUGCCGAGCGUCGUGCGGAGUACAAUGUCCGCAUUGUGAAGAGGUAUGAGGUCCGCCUCACCCAGAGCAUCGUGCUGGCCGGACAGGCCUGGGAGAUGGAGAGCACGGCGGAGCGCAAGGCGUUCGCAGCGUACUGGGCCGCGCAGAGCUCCGCGUAGGCGUUGCUGGCUUUUCCCUCUGGAGUUUGGCGUUCUGUGUUGUGUCGUGCCGUUUGCCGCUGCCGCUGCUGCUGCUGCUGCACUCACCCUCUUUGCUUGUUUCUUUCCUUUGUUCCUUCCUUUCCUUUUUCUUUUUUUCUUUUGU